Molecule: messenger RNA, 2018 nt
Organism: Physella acuta
Lineage: Eukaryota; Metazoa; Mollusca; Gastropoda; Physidae
Source: RefSeq, a predicted model, not a curated record
AGAACCUCCUCUGAAGACGACUAGCCUGCACGCCUGCACAAUAUCUGUUGUUUAUACAGAUGAUUGUCCUCUUGAAAUAUAUUUUGUCAACCAAAGUACCGCUUUACAUUAAAGAUGCUUUUUACUGUAACGGCUGUGCUAUUUAGUCUGGUGGCUUACGAAGCUGUUGUUGGGUGUAAAACUUCACAGAAGUCUACACAGAAGUCUACACAGAAGUCUACACGUUUUAUGUGGCAAUCAGAGUGUGAAAUACACAAUGAGUUAAUCUCGGGUUUCAGUAGAACAAGUUGGAAAAAUGAUCCCCUUCAAAUCUUAGAAAACGCUGAAUGCAGCACUCAAAACUGGCCUUGGAAUAACUCUAAACCUCAAACUAUGUACGCUGAUUGGUCAAUUUUAAAAAGCGACCGCUCCUGGGCGAAUUGUCCAGCGGGUUUUUUCCUAUCUAAUAUGAAAGGCCAAAAAAAUAGCAAUGGCCAUUUAGAUAAUAUUGAACUAGGAAGAUGCUCCAAGCCUGCAGACCACCCGCCAAAGUACGGAGAAUGUUAUGUCCAGGAUAUCUCUGAUUGCUCUAGUAACACUGACUUAUGUAGAUGUAAAAACGAAUCCUACGUCGCUGGUGUAUAUCGCGGUACUUACAAUAAACUCUACUUUCUAGAGAAACUGAGGUGCUGCAAGACUGCAGAGGGACCGGAAGAACUAGACGAGCUGUACAAGGUGAAGACCCGCAUCAUGGACACAACGAUGUGGGACAUGGCUUCACUGGCUCGUUUUUUGGGUUAUGGCUAUCCUGGGGGUUGUAGAGGCUUUGAAAAGGUUGGAGAAAAUUUUAGAAGAAGUGGCGACACUUGGAAAGCUGAUACAAGUGGACGCUGUACGGGCUACCUGAGUGAUAAACGUCUGAGCAUGGCCUAUGGUGACUGGAGUUUUGGAAUAAAGGACAUCAAGUAUGGAACACCUGUGAUACAAGACUUAAUUCCCGAAACGAUAGACUUUGGUACCAUAUCUAACGAUGACCCGACUGAUGUCACAAAAACUAUCAUACAAUCUGAGACCAGUGUCCGUAGCGUCACCCACACCACAACAAGCUCUUGGAAAAACAGCGACGAGCUGAAUGUCCAGGUGAGUUUCAUGCCAUAUGGUGUAGGAGUGUCUGCCGGCUAUAAAUUCAACUAUGAGACCAGCACCACAACAUCAGAUGAAACCAAGAAAGAGCAGUCAAAAACCUUUGUAGUCAACACAUCUAAAACUCUCAAACCGAAUUCCGCUUCUAAAUGGAGCCUCAUCCUGUCUAAAACAAGAACCUCUGUGACCUACACAGCCACUGUUAUAGCAAAGUUUUCCUGUGAACUUCAAGGAAUUCUAAGUUGGUUUGAAGGAUCAAACAGUAAAUAUUCCAACUACCAUUACCAGCAUCGUGGUAACGAAGAUUUUCCCAGGUUUCACUACAGAUUUGGUGACUCCAGCAUUCCCUUCUACACAGCCCUGAAACGACAAAGCGAAACCAACUCACUGCCUUGGAUGUGGAACGACAUGAAGAAUGCCCACCCGAACGCACAAUAUUUUAUCAACGAUCUGUGUAAUGAAAACAGGUACACCUUCAAAAUAACUGGCAGGUUUGAUGACGUCAUUGGCAAAAACGCCAGCAUCACCUGGGACUCUGUGCCGUUACGCAAGCGAUUAGCCGACGUUUUCGAGGACGUGCCUGAUGUCAUAUACCAGAACUACACUCGCGUCGCCAAGGCUCUGCCUAACGAUGUUCCUCUGGUGAAGCUUGAGCCUCCUAAAGUCGACAUCGAGUUCUUGAACCAAGCAAAGAUUGAGAACCUCGAGUUAUCUGGUUCUAAGUUAUAUAACUAGAGAAAAUAGUUUUAUUAAACGUCAUACAUUUCAUACCUUAUUUGUACUCUUUAAACUAUUUAAUUGUAUGCAUGAUUAAAAAAUUAUAUCUUAUUCCUAUAAACAGUAAUUUUAAAUUGCUAUAUUAUACUUUUUUGGAAAUAAAAUAAAAAUCACCAAUA